Molecule: messenger RNA, 1983 nt
Organism: Budorcas taxicolor (takin)
Lineage: Eukaryota; Metazoa; Chordata; Mammalia; Artiodactyla; Bovidae
Product: zinc finger protein 154-like
Exons: 5
Coding region: 1-1941 (646 amino acids)
Biological process (GO): regulation of DNA-templated transcription
Source: RefSeq, a predicted model, not a curated record
AUGCCCUCCCGAGGCUCCGAGACAGCGUCCUGCAGAGGACACGGCGCCGAGACGCAGGCCACCGCCGGCCAGCACCGCAGCGCGCCCGGGCCACGCGGGGAGGUCCGAGCGGGUGCGCGUCGUGCGCUCACCUGCCCCGCCGUCGAGAGCGCCGCCAUCGCGCCGCGGGGAGCGCAGGAGCACGCGACGACGCCGGCGAGCGGCCGGCCCCGGCGGCGUCGCCGACCCUCCGCCAGGUCGCACCGAGGCGUACGCGGGCCUGCCUUGCUGUCCUCGCCGAUCCGUCCCCAAACCCCGGGAAGCCGCCACCAAAGACAGACAAAACCUCCCCGUCAACAACGAACAGCCUCGCGGGCGACGCAGGAAGUCCCGCCCCAGGAAACGCGGCCCGCCAACGCCCCCUUCGCGAACCGCAGCGUCGCGUCCCUCCCGGCCGCCGUUCCCAUGGUAGCAGCAACCUUUAUGGUCCCUGGACAGGGCCAUGUGACCUUUGAGGAUGUGGCGGUGUCCUUCUCCCAGGAGGAGUGGGGGCUCCUCGGUGAGGCUCAGAGACUCCUGUACUAUGACGUCAUGCUGGAGAACCUGUCCCUGAUAGCCUCCCUGGAACAAGUGACACGAGACAGGAAUCCACGGGUGGACUCAUCUAUCCUGAAGGCUGUCACUUCCACUGACGUGUGUGCUCUGGUGGAGAAAACCCUGCCCUCUUCUGGGGCUUCUGGGAAAAUUCUCACUUCUCACUUGCAGCAGUGUCAGACACAGCUAAGUGGAGAGAAACGUCUCAGGAAGGACGAGAAGGGGGCCUUGCUCGUGACAAGCUGCAAGAUCUUUGUACCUGACACUGUGUUCACAUGUGGAGAGGUUGAGGAGGAUUUCCUUGGUAGCCUUGGCUUUCUCCAGCACCAGCCCUCCCACGAUGGAGAGCAUCCACGCAGAAGCAGGCAGAGCAGGGGAGCCUCUCACCCUGGGCAAGGGCAUUACAAAUGCAGCGAAUGUGGCAAAGCCUUCAGUAAGAAGUACAAAUUCACAGAGCACCUGAGAGUUCACACCGGAGAAAAGCCAUAUAAGUGCAAUGAUUGCGGGAAAUUCUUUAGACUCCGGGGGGGUCUCUCUCAUCAUCGGAGAGUUCACACAGGAGAAAAGCCUUUCGAUUGCAGUAAAUGUGGGAAAGUCUUCAUCUACAAAUGUAAGCUUGUUCAGCACCAAAGAGUCCACACUGGAGAAAGACCCUAUGAGUGUCAGGAAUGUGGGAAAGCUUAUGCCCGCAAGGAUUCACUUGUCCAACACCAAAAAAGAAUACACACUGGAGAAAAGCCUUUUAAGUGCACUGAAUGUGGGAAGUCCUUUAGUUACAAAACAAGUCUUAUUAUCCACCAGAGAACUCACACUGGAGAAAGGCCUUAUAUGUGUGGUGAGUGUGGGAAAGCUUAUGUCAACAAAAAGAGUCUUAUUGUCCACCAGAGAAUCCACAGUGGAGAAAAAGUUUAUGCCUGUAAGAAAUGUGGGAAUUUGUUUAUGAGCAGCUUUGCCCUCAACAAACACCAGAAUGUUCACACUUCACAGAGGCGUUAUGAGUGCAGUGAAUGUGGGAAAGGGUUCAAGAGGAAAAUCACACUCGAUGAGCACCAGAGAAUCCACACUGGAGAAAGACCCUAUGUGUGCAGUGAAUGUGGGAAAGCCUUCAAGCUGAAGAACACACUAAUUAGCCACCAAAACGUCCACACUAGAGCAAAGCCUUUCCAGUGCAGUGAAUGUGGGAAGCCCUACAGUAACAAAACAAGUCUAAUUGUCCACCAGAGGAUCCACACUGGAGUGAAGCCCUUUCAGUGCAAUGAGUGUGGGAAGCCUUACAGUUACAAAACAAGUCUAAUUGUCCACCAGAGAACCCACAGUGGAGAAAGGCCUUAUGCGUGUAGUUCUUUGUACACAGCUCCAAGGUCAUGAUCGUGUGUGUGUGUGUGUGUGUGUGUGUGUGUGUGCAUGCAC